AUGGUAGAUGUGGGAAAAUGGCCAAUUUUUGCACUUUGCCCUCAAGAGGACCUGAAAUCCAUUCAACAGGCUUGUGUGUUUGGUUCCGGAAAUGAGGUUUUAUACAUCACAAAAAAUGAUGAGGUCUUUGUGAUGGGGACAAACAGCAGUGGCUGUCUAGGGACUGGAGAUGCUCAGAGUACGAUUGAACCAAGGUGUCUUCCUAUGCUCUCUGGAAAGAAGAUGGUGAGCCUCAGCUGUGGAAGUGGACCACAUGUAGUCAUUGUUACUUCAGAUGGAGAAGUAUAUAGCUGGGGUCAUAAUGCCUACAGCCAGCUGGGCAAUGGAUCCACAAAUCAAGCCUUAACUCCGUGCCAAGUGUCAACUAACUUAGUAAAUAAGAAAGUUGUAAGUGUGGCUUGUGGCUCACACCAUUCAAUGGUAACUACGUCUGAUGGUGAGGUGUAUGCUUGGGGAUACAAUAAUUCCGGACAAGUUGGUUCUGGCUCUACUGCUAAUCAGCCUAUUCCAAGAAGAGUUACCAGCUGCCUACAGAAUAAGUGUGUUACUGGCAUUGCUUGUGGACAGAUGAGUUCUAUGGCUAUUGUAGAAAAUGGAGAGGUUUAUGCAUGGGGCUACAACGGAAAUGGACAGCUGGGGUUGGGAAGCAGUGGCAACCAGCCAACACCGUGCAGAAUAGCAGCUCUUCAAGGUAUUCGUGUGGAACAGAUUGUGUGCGGCUAUGCUCAUACCCUAGCACUAACAGAUGAAGGUGGAAUGUAUGCUUGGGGUGCCAACUCCUAUGGUCAGUUGGGUACAGGAAAUAAGAGUAAUCAGUCCUACCCCGUUCAAGUGUUUGUGGAAAAAGAAAGAAUAGUAGAAGUAGCAGCCUGCCAUUCAUCACACACAUCGGCUGCCAGAUCUCAAAGUGGUCAGGUAUACAUGUGGGGCCAGUGCCGAGGACAAGCUGUCAUCUCACCACAUCUCACUCACUUCACCUGCACAGAUGAUGUGUUCGCCUGUUUCUCCACUCCAGCCAUAAUGUGGAGGCUGCUUUCAGUAGUUGUUUUUCUGUAUUUGUUCCCUUCUGAAGAGCCAGAUGAUCACCUGACUGUAGCAGAGUCAUUAAAGAAGGAAUUUGACAAUUCUGAGACGGCUGACUUAAAGUUUUUAGUGGAUGAAAAAUAUAUUCAUGUGCACAAAGUUCUUCUACAGAUUAGGUGUGAACAUUUUCGUUCAAUUUUAAAUGAAAGUGAGGAAGACAUCAUUGAAAUUCAACAGUUUUCCUAUCCGGUAUAUCGUGCUUUCUUGGAAUAUUUGUAUACAGAUAAUAUCAGCAUUUCUCCUGAGGAUGCCAUUGGACUUCUGGAGCUAGCUACGUUAUACCGAGAAAAUAGACUGAAGCAACUAUGCCAACAGACCAUAAAACAAGGUAUCUGUGAGGAGAAUGCGGUCGUACUGCUGUCAGCUGCCGUUAAGUAUGAUGCCCAGGAUCUGGAAGAGUUUUGCUUCAGAUUUUGCAUAAAUCAUAUGACUAUGGUUACCCAGACGGAUGCCUUUUGUAACAUGGACAAUGACCUUCUGAAGAAUUUUAUUAACAAGGCGAGCAAAGCCGGAGCUUUUAAAAACUGA
This is a messenger RNA of Staurois parvus, 1611 nucleotides long. The record is from the annotation of a GenBank genome assembly. NCBI's taxonomy places the organism in Eukaryota, Metazoa, Chordata, Amphibia, Anura, Ranidae.